Epithele typhae is the source of this 759-nucleotide messenger RNA. RefSeq names its product heterokaryon incompatibility protein-domain-containing protein. The record is from RefSeq and is a predicted model, not a curated record. The transcript has a single exon. NCBI's taxonomy places the organism in Eukaryota, Fungi, Basidiomycota, Agaricomycetes, Polyporales, Epitheliaceae. The annotation marks the transcript as partial.
AUGCGCCUCCUUGAGACCGAAACGGGGAAGUUCGAAUGGUUUAGUGAACCCCACCUAGUCCGUUACGCCAUACUAUCCCACGUGUGGUCCAAGAAGACGGAUGCCGAUUACACCCCUGAGGAGACAUACGCAGACGUUGUCAAGGCGCAAUCUACGCAUCCCGACGACACACUCUCCCAUAUCUCCGAGAAGAUCCAGAACGCUUGCAGAGUCGCGCUAGGGGACGGCUUCCGAUACAUCUGGAUCGACACUUGCUGCAUCGACAAAUCCAGCAGCGCCGAGCUUUCCAAAGCCAUCAACUCAAUGUUCAAUUGGUAUCGCUGCUCUAAGAUUUGUUAUGCCUACCUCGACAAGGAUUUCAAGGAGCCCUUCCAUCCGGACGAAAUCCUGAAGUGUGUCUGGUUCAGACGUGGGUGGACCUUACAAGAACUCAUCGCCUCUCGCCUCGUCGUCUUCAUCUCGAAAUCGUGGGGACUCCUCGGCACGAAGCAUGGUCUGGCCCCCUACAUCGCCAAGGGCACCGGGAUCAGCAUCGAGGUACUGCGCCAUGAACGACAACUCGCUGAUGUCAGCGUGGCUGAGCGCAUGUACUGGGCUUCCACGCGCACGACGACCGAAAUGGAGGACGAAGCGUACUGCCUGAUCGGUAUCUUCGGGGUGAACAUGAUGCCCAUCUAUGGAGAAGGGGCGCACGCAUUUGCACGUCUACAGCGCGCCAUUCUCGAGCAAAUCUCCGACCAGAGCAUUUUCGCGUGGGGC